Messenger RNA from Torulaspora globosa, 2169 nucleotides. RefSeq names its product Vtc4p (gene VTC4). The record is from RefSeq and is a predicted model, not a curated record. Gene Ontology annotation, biological process: vacuolar transport; polyphosphate metabolic process; microautophagy. Gene Ontology annotation, cellular component: fungal-type vacuole membrane; vacuolar transporter chaperone complex. The transcript has a single exon. Lineage: Eukaryota; Fungi; Ascomycota; Saccharomycetes; Saccharomycetales; Saccharomycetaceae. The coding region runs from base 1 to 2169 and encodes 722 amino acids.
AUGAAGUUUGGUGAGCAGCUCUCAAAGUCUUUGAUUAGACAGUAUAGCUACUAUUAUAUCUGUUACGAUGAUUUAAAGAACGACCUGGAGGAGAACUUGGAGAAAAAUAAUGGGAACUGGAGUCAGGACUUAGAAACGGAGUUUCUGGAAUCGUUGGAAGUUGAAUUGGAUAAAGUUUACACGUUCUGUAAGGUGAAGCAUAGCGAAGUCGUUAGACGUGUGCAAGAGGCUCAAGAGCAAGUUCAACAUACCGUACGUGCUUUGAACUCCAAUACUCCACCUACAGCAUUGGAUUUUGACAUCCUGGAGGAAGAAUUGAGUGAUAUUAUCGCAGAUGUUCAUGAUAUCGCGAAGUUCUCGCGUUUGAAUUACACAGGGUUCCAGAAGAUCAUGAAGAAACACGACAAGAAGACGAAAUUCGUCUUGAGACCGGUGUUUCAGAUCAGACUGGAUGCCAAGCCUUUCUUUAAGGAUAAUUAUGAUGAGUUGGUGCAAAAGAUCUCGAAGUUGUACGACAUUGUGAGAACCAGGGGUCAGCCUGUCAAGGGUGAUUCUUCUGCCGGCGGUAAGCAACAGAAUUUCGUUAGGCAAACUACUAAAUACUGGGUUCAUCCAGACAAUAUCACAGAGCUGAAAUUGAUCAUUCUGAAGCAUUUGCCCGUGCUGGUGUUCAAUGCCAAUAAGGAGUUUGAGAAGGAGGAUUCUGCGAUCACCUCUAUUUAUUAUGAUAAUGAGAAUUUGGAUCUUUACUACGGUCGUUUGAGAAAGGACGAAGGUGCUGAAGCUCAUAGAUUGAGGUGGUACGGUGGUAUGGGGUCUGAUACGAUUUUUGUGGAAAGGAAGACUCACAGAGAAGAUUGGACCGGUGAGAAGUCUGUGAAGGCCAGAUUUGCGCUCAAAGAACGUAAUGUUAACGAUUUCACCAAGGGUAAAUUUACUGUUGAGCAGGCAUUUGCCAAGAUGCGCCGUGAGGGCAAGAAACCUAUCAAAGAGAUUGAGAAUCUAGAAGCUUUAGCCAUUGAAAUCCAAUACACAAUGCUAAAGAAAAAAUUAAGACCAGUUGUCAGAUCUUUCUAUAACAGAACAGCGUUCCAGUUGCCUGGCGACGCAAGGGUGCGUAUAUCCCUGGAUACCGAAUUGACCAUGGUUAGAGAGGACAAUUUUGACGGAUGCGACAGAACAAAGGGCAAUUGGAGAAGAAUGGAUAUCGGAGUUGACUGGCCAUUCAAACAGCUAGACGAGAAGGAUGUUUGCAGAUUCCCAUACGCCGUUUUGGAAGUUAAACUACAGACACAAUUGGGCCAGGAGCCUCCAGAAUGGAUUCGUGAGUUGGUCGGAUCCCAUUUGGUAGAACCGGUACCCAAAUUCUCUAAAUUUAUCCACGGCGUUGCCACUCUACUGAACGAUAAAGUGGAUUCCAUUCCCUUCUGGCUACCGCAAAUGGGUGUCGACAUCAAGAAACCACCUAUCAAGACUAACAUUAACAUCACUAGGCCUGACAGAGACGAUGACGAUGACGACGAGGAUGACGAGGAUGAAGAAGACGCCGCUUUGGUCAAUGCAAUGACCGCCACCGGCAACACACUGGAUAUUGAAGAAAGAGCUGGUAAUUAUGGUUCGAUCGAAGGCCCUGGACAAACGCGGGCUGACCAGGGUGCUGAUGAAGGAGCAAGCUCUAACGCCGCUUACUACCGGAGAAAGAUAAACACCGCUAGGAACCCGCUAACCAGAGUAUGUUACAAGGUUGCUGGUUUAUUCGACCACUACAUGAACGGCGACCAGAUCGUCAAAGUUCCUAAGGGAACCGUUUUCGACACCCAAGUCAAGGCCCCACCAGGCAAGACUAUCUGCGUGCCGGUUCGUGUGGAACCAAAGGUUUACUUUGCCACCGAGAGGACCUUCCUCUCCUGGCUUUCGAUCGCGUUGAUCUUGGGUGGUGUGGCAACAACCCUAGUCACUUACGGCUCAACUACUACCAUGAUUGCAUCUAUUGGUUUUUUCAUCACUGCUCUUGCCACCAUAAUUCACGCAGUGCUGAUCUAUGCCACAAGAGUGGUAAAUAUAAGGCUCAAGAAAGCAGUCGACUACGAAGACAAGCUUGGACCACCAAUGAUCUGCACUUUCCUAAUGCUUUCCAUCCUAUUUUCAUUCUUCUGUAAUUUGGUGUGA